AUGCUCGUCAUUGAUGGUAAUGUAACAACGCCUCCAUAUAAACACAUACCCAUCCGUCACCACACCAUCACAUUGGAUUACGCGCAGCUUUAUUUUCGUCCAGAGCCAACUAGUGGCCCCAUACCGCAGCAGUAUCAACAGUACCAGAAGUACCAACAGUAUCAGAAGUAUCAGCAUCAACCGUACCAGCAGAAGUAUUCACAGUAUCAGCAGUUGCCACAGCAUUACAACUACUACAACUACAACUACAAUCAUAAUUAUAAUAUCACCAGUUCACGCUCCACACCGACCCAUUCGCCCGCUCCCUCAUAUACACAUCUCCAUCAACACUCACAUCAUCAACAACAUCAUCUGCAACAACAACAACUACUUAUACAACAACAUCAAUUACAACAGCAACAACUACAACUACAAAAGCAACAACAACAACAGCUGCAACAGCAGCAGCUGCAGCAACAACAAUCGCUGUCCCAGCAGCAGGCACAACAGGCGUGCAACUAUUAUACGGCGCCGCCGCCACCAACCACCAACACCAGUUCGAACCACCACACGCCGAGUCAUCACAGUUCGACCUAUAGCGCAUACGGAUCGUACGGUUCGUACGGCGGCGGUACAUACGGCGGCGCUUAUCUCGGCACGAGCGGCAGCGAUAGCGGCGUAGGCGGUCUUACACCCAUCGGCCGCAACUAUCGCUGGUAUCACUCGAGCGGCAGCGGCGGUAGUGGCAGCAUCAGCGGUAGUGUUGGCAGCAAUUACCUUACUGCCGGCUCACUUGGCGCCACAUACGGACGCACGUCGCCAGCCGCGCUUGCACACGCGCGCCCCUUGCUCGCCUCCACAUCGACAGCGGCCAGCAGCAGCGCUGGUGGUUGUGUUGCCAGCAGCGGCGCAUACGGUUUGGGACUUGGCCUGGGUUUGGGCCUCGAUCUCGAUACCAGUGACUACGAAUACGAACGCGCGUCGCUACACUCUGGCGCUUACGCAUACAAAUCGUCGUCAUCGCGACGUGGCAGCAGUCUUGCUGCCGAUUAUCUAUUGGACGUUGCAGCACGUUGCAGCGUACCAUCGCCGGCACUUGAGGCCGAGCCGGAUACUGAUCUUGAACUUGAUCUUGAUCUCGAUCUCGACGUGGGCGUCGGCGUCGGUGUUGACGUUAACGACGUUGACCACAUUGGUCACGACAUUGGCUUGGGCCUUAACGUCGAGGAUCUUGAAGAUCUUGAUAUCCCGGUACCAGAACCGGAACCCGAGGCGGACGUACACGACGAACUUGUGCGCGCACUCGAACUUGAACUCGAUUGGGGUCUUGACUACAACACCGCCACCACCACCACUACCACCCAUCUCAAUCUCGAACUCGACAGCAGUACCGAUCUCGUCGGACUCGACGACAUCGAUAUUGACGAAGAAGAAGAGCCGAUACUAUCGCCUGUGCUCAAUCGGUCAUUGCGUCCAUUCACCUAUCCGGCGCUUACGAUCACAGCACCAGAGAAUAGUAUCGCAAGCGAAUCACCAAUACCUGUGGCGACACCGCCACCGACACCGACGGAUUUUCUAUAUCCGCAGUUGUCCGUACACAGCAACAAAACGUCACCUCAACAGCAACAACCACAACUACAGCAACACCAGCAGCUGCAACAACAACAACAGCAGCCACAACAACAAUUCCAGCAUCAACCACAACACUACCACCACCAACAACGUACAACGACGACACGUUUACCGCAACACGACGACAGUUGCGAGGAGUUCAAUAACAUUACCGACGAUCCGACGUCCUGCGUCGGCCAAAAAAGAAUGAUGGUUAGCCGUUUGUGGAACAGUUGUUUCCCCAAAUUCACGCCGGAGCAUGUGCACCGGCACAAUUUCUACCUGUGUCAGUGGCAACGCAACACCCAAGUGCGCAUAGUGUAUCUUUUUUACCGUUGGCUAACGGCAAUUACCUGCCUCGCCGCACUCGUUUGCUCGCUACUCGACAUCGGUCGCACCGAAGAGCACUUCGAGAAUCAUUAUGCAAAAUGGUGGAUCUACUUGACACAUUGGGGUCUGCUCUUUUGUACGGUGCAAGCUUGGUUGGCGGCGUGGAUUGUAACGCAGGGCAUGAUGGUGGAACGUGAGGAUUUCGAGGUUGUGCGUCAGGUGCGCAAGAGCCGCCUGCAUCAUAUCUACUGGGUGCUCUACACAUGCGCCACCGUGUACUCGUUCAUAAUAACGAUGUGCUAUUGGCUGUUGGUGCACGAUCCAGAAAUCCACAAAAUAGAUGCUUUAAAUAUAAUGGUGCAUGUGUUCAAUUCGGUGAUUAUGCUCAUCGAUUUAGCUAUUGUCGGACAUCCGAUUAAAUUGAGUCAUGUCUACUUUACGACCGGCAUCGGCUUGGCCUACGGCAUAUUUACGGGCAUAUAUUUCAUAGCUGGUGGCACAGAUAGAAAGAACAACGUCUACAUUUACCCGAUGCUGGACUGGACCAAACCGGGCAAGGCCAUAAUUGUCACCGUGUGUGCCAUAAUAUUCGUCGUUGUGGUGCAUUUCUGCUGCUAUCUGCUCUACCGCACGCGCGUCUGGCUCUUCACCAAGCUGUGCAUACGCGGCGCGCACAACCGCGACGGCGACAUGGGCGAGGGGCUGCACGACGAGUCCACGGCGCGUCUAGGCGGUGGCACUUCGCAGGAAUACUCACAUCAACAGCAAUAUCCGAUAUUGCAUUCCGAGCAACCGCGCAGCGCGCAUCACCAUCAUCAACACGGACAUCCGCAGCACACACAACAGCAACAAUAUCAGCAGCAACAGCAACAACAACAGCAGUACCAGCAACAGCCGAGCGGAAAUGUGCAAACGGUAGACAUGGUAAGCGGCAGCGGCGGUGGCGGCGGCGGCACACAGCAUACCACACCGCCUUACUAUCCGCAGUAUUCCGGCUAUCAGCAGCAGCCCGUUGUGGCGGGCGUGAAUGUCGGUGUGCUCAGCGCCGGCGGUUACUAUCAGCCGGAAAACAAUAAUCAAAAUAAACAGCAACAACAACAACAACACAAACAACAACAGCAGUCACAGCAGCAACAGGCACAACAGCAGUCGUCGCAGCAGCAGCAGCAACAAAAGCACUCCUCACCCGGAACUGGCAGCGCAUCCGGCUUAAGUCGCACCGUCGCCCACUUGGAUGCGGCACAGCGUGAGCAAUUCCUGAAUCCAAACAAGAUUGUGGAAUAUAAGAUGUAAAGGCGUUGUACCCGGCACCGAUAUACGUUCCACUUGUCUAUGAAAUUCUUGGAGAAACACUGUGCGCAAUGUCAGGCGGCCAAGCGACGCGCCGAGGCCGAAGCCGUCGCGGAAGCGCAUGCCAAGGCGGAAGCGCAAGCGGCCAUCGAAGCGGCGGAAAAGGCAGCAGCCGCAGCGCUCGAAGCAGCCGCCAAAGUCAAAUCCGAAUGCGCGAAAUGCUGUUGAGCGCGUCGCCGAUGCCAAUGCACUCCGCAGCUCCUAGACAUUGGCUACAACACAGGCGGCCGGCCAGUCUUGAUUCGUUAGCGUCACAGUGUGCCUGCGUUUUCGUAACUAUGUGUGUACAUGUGUGUUGUUGUUGUUGUGUGCGCACAUUGUUGUUGGUAUUAGGUUCAAUUUAACUACUAGACAGUGUUCAGUGGCUCCGUUGUUAUGGUGUCGGGUAUUGGCGUUUGCAUUUGAGGUAAACGAAACGGGCGUAUGUGCGAGCGCUAGAGAGGAACAGAGGACAAAGAAACGGAGAAUACGAAAAAAAGGAAAAAAAAAUGUUGAGGAAAACUGGAAAUUUUUUUAUGAAUACAAAUGCGGUAUGGGGCCUAUGGUGGGGUUGAAUAAUUUUUAUAAACAAAUAAACGUACAAGUUAGAGUUAAUGUAGAAAGCAGAGAGGGGUGGUUAGAGAGAGCAGAUGUUUAGAGACUUGUUUGCCGAUUCAUAUGUGUUCCUUUAAAAGCCGAGUUCGUAAUUAUUUCGUCUGUUAUAUACAGUUAUUUAUGAAUAUAGGUUAUUAUUUAGGUUAGAGAAAAAGUGAAAAAAUGGUUGCCGUAAGCUAUUACAAGGGAGAACCAUAGUGGAGCUUAUGGAGAAUGAGGUGCUCGAGAGUUGUAAAAAGACCACAAACGUAAAGGUUGGUAAAAAAAAGUUUAGAAAUAUUAACAUUAAAAUUUUCUAGAAAAUUUUGGUGCAAUUUAGUAAAAAAAAAUUAAUUUUUGAGUUACAAAAAUUUUUUAAAAAUUUUUUGGAAUUAUUAAAAUUAUAAAUUUUGUUUUAGAUUAUUUUUCUUUAAUUUAUUGAUUUAAGCUAUUUAAGAAAAUUUUUUAAAUUAAUUAAGUAGCACGAGCAAGCACAUAUCAGUAUUUUCGAAAGCAGUUGUUUUUAGAUAGAAUUAUCUUGCCCAUUUUGAUGCUUUAAAAAUAUUUUAAAUUUUUUUUUAGUAUUUUGAGGUUAGGAUUUUUUUUUACUUUUAGCGUGACAGUAUUUUAUUUAGUAUUUUGGUAUUAUGGUUUUAUUUUAGCAUGAUAAUAUUUUAUAUAGUUCUUUGGGUUAUAGUUUUUUUACCAGUAUUUUAUUAAAUAUUCCGAGGUUAUGAUUUUUUUUUUGAUUUCAGCUUUACAAUAUUUUAUUUUACAUCUUGAGGUUAUGAUUUUAUUAUUUUUAACCUGACAGUAUUUUAUUAAAUAUUUUGAGAUUAUGAUUUUUUUAUUUUUAACGUGCCAGUAUUUUAGUUAGUAUUUGAGGUUAUGAUAUUCUUUAGAAUUUUCUUUACUAAAGCUUAAUUAUUAGGAAAACAAA
Molecule: messenger RNA, 4783 nt
Organism: Bactrocera neohumeralis
Lineage: Eukaryota; Metazoa; Arthropoda; Insecta; Diptera; Tephritidae
Exons: 5
Coding region: 1-3213 (1070 amino acids)
Cellular component (GO): membrane
Source: RefSeq, a predicted model, not a curated record